Molecule: messenger RNA, 787 nt
Organism: Wasmannia auropunctata (little fire ant)
Lineage: Eukaryota; Metazoa; Arthropoda; Insecta; Hymenoptera; Formicidae
Exons: 6
Coding region: 67-597 (176 amino acids)
Biological process (GO): sensory perception of smell; detection of chemical stimulus involved in sensory perception of smell
Cellular component (GO): plasma membrane
Molecular function (GO): odorant binding; olfactory receptor activity
Source: RefSeq, a predicted model, not a curated record
ACAGCAACACUACUCAUUACAUAUCUUCAACAUGCCUGUGGACUGUUUAAAAUUGCUAGUUAUCGUAUGGAGCAUUCAAUAAACAUUAAUAUUCUACAAAAUAUUACGUUAAAAAAUAAAAUUUUUAUUGCCGAGAACAUAAUUUGUGCAAUUCAUAUUCAUCGUCAAGCUAUAAAGUUAUGCAAGCAGUUAGUGUCCACACUCGAGAAGUUCAUAUUUUGUUUCACGUUGUGUGUAGUAGUUUGUUUUACUCUCAAUUUGUUUCAACUUUUUCAGAUAGCAUCAUCUGAAAAUAAUUUCACCAAAUUUUUUAUGCCUCUUAUGUACAUGUUUAUAAGCCUGCUAUACAUGUUUCUAACUAAUUAUAUCGGACAGAAUAUAAUCGACUACAAUAAUCACGUGUACAUUACUGCGUACAACAUAAAAUGGUAUAAAACUCCUUUAAAUAUACAAAAAAUAAUAUUAUUUUUGUUGCAAAGAGAAACUAAGGAAUUUACUUUAAGUGUCGGUGGAAUAUUUGAUGCAUCCAUGGAGUGUUUUGCCACGCUAAUGAAGGCCUCGAUAUCUUAUUUUACUGUCAUAUAUUCUACGAAGUGACGAAAAAAAAUUGUCGAACGAAUUUAUUAUUGUCAUAGUAAAGAUAUAGUUAAUGAAGUAACGAUAAUUACAUAGUCACACGAGCUUAAAAAAUAAAUUUAUGAAUGUAGAGAGAUAUUUCCCUUUUAUAGAAGAAGAUUAAAAUUAUUUAAAUUACUAUAAUAUUUAAAUAUUACUUAUAAUUAAUUAA